Loa loa (African eye worm) is the source of this 824-nucleotide messenger RNA. Its product is annotated as ubiquitin-60S ribosomal protein L40. Gene Ontology annotation, cellular component: ribosome; cytoplasm; nucleus. The coding region runs from base 311 to 697 and encodes 128 amino acids. Gene Ontology annotation, molecular function: ubiquitin protein ligase binding; structural constituent of ribosome; protein tag activity. The record is from RefSeq and is a predicted model, not a curated record. NCBI's taxonomy places the organism in Eukaryota, Metazoa, Nematoda, Chromadorea, Rhabditida, Onchocercidae. The transcript is spliced from 3 exons. Gene Ontology annotation, biological process: modification-dependent protein catabolic process; translation; protein ubiquitination.
GGACCUGGAUAAGAUUUAGGUUGUGGGAUUACGAAAGAGGGAGUGGUGUGGUUGAGCACUGUAGUGUCGUAUUAGUGGUGCUGCUGUAUUCUAUUCUCAGCAAUCGAGUGGAAAUUGGGGCGAGAGAAGUUUUUGGCUUGAAAACCAUUACAAAUCCCUUACUGUCACUUGAAUCACUUAAAUUGAGCGUUAUCCCAAUUGUUGAAGUGAUAUCUUCUUUUGUCUUAUAAGUCGCUCUUUGUAUACAUCAGCAUUACAUGUAUUAAGCCAAUUUGGACGGAUUCUACAGUUAUAAUUUCCAGAUUUCACUAUGCAAAUUUUCGUCAAGACAUUAACUGGUAAGACGAUUACACUUGAGGUCGAAUCCUCGGAUACAAUUGAGAAUGUAAAAGCUAAGAUUCAGGACAAAGAGGGCAUACCUCCAGAUCAGCAGCGAUUGAUUUUUGCAGGUAAGCAGUUGGAAGAUGGGCGUACUCUCUCAGACUAUAAUAUCCAAAAGGAAUCUACACUUCAUCUGGUCCUUCGUCUUCGUGGUGGUAUCAUUGAACCUUCCCUUCGUCAACUUGCUCAGAAAUACAACUGUGAGAAGCAAAUUUGCCGCAAGUGCUAUGCUCGUUUGCCACCGCGUGCAACGAACUGCCGUAAAAAGAAAUGUGGACAUUCAAAUGAUUUGCGUAUCAAGAAGAAGCUAAAGUAAACCUGAACUAAUCUUGCAAUGCCUAUGUGAAUGCUUCUAUCCUCGAGUGAAAUAAAUACUGACUUCUUUCAUGUAAGCAUCGUCAGCAGCUGAGGGGUUCCUUUUAAUCAUAAUAUUCAUUUUUCAU